AUGGAACUCUGGAACUCCACCUUGGGAAGCGGCUUCAUCUUGGUGGGGAUUCUGGAUGGCAGUGGCUCUCCGGAACUGCUCUGUGCCACAUUCACCGCCCUGUACAUGCUGGCUAUGACCAGCAAUGGACUGCUGCUCCUGGUCAUCACCAUGGAUGCCCGGCUUCAUGUGCCCAUGUACUUCCUGCUUGGGCAGCUCUCUCUCAUGGAUCUUCUCUUCACUUCAGUUGUCACGCCCAAGGCAGUCAUAGAUUUUUUGCUCAGAGACAACACCAUCUCCUUUGAGGGCUGUGCCCUGCAGAUGUUCCUGGCACUGACGCUGGGAGGGGCAGAGGACCUCCUUCUGGCCUUCAUGGCCUAUGACAGGUAUGUGGCCAUUUGCCAUCCUCUGAACUACAUGAUCUUCAUGAGGCCAACUAUCUGCUGGCUCAUGGUGGCUUCAUCGUGGAUCCUGGCAGCCCUGAUGGCUCUAGGAUACACCACCUACACCAUGCAGUAUUCCUUCUGCAAAUCCCGGAAGAUCAAACACCUGCUCUGUGAGAUCCCUCCACUGCUGAAGCUGGCCUGCGCAGACACCUCCACGUAUGAGCUCAUGGUUUAUGUGAUGGGUGUGACCUUCCUUAUUCCCCCUCUUGCUGCCAUCCUGGCUUCCUACUCACUAAUUCUGUUCACUGUGCUCCACAUGCCCUCAAAUGAGGGCAGAAGGAAAGCCCUGGUCACCUGUUCCUCCCACCUGACUGUGGUGGGGAUGUUCUAUGGGGCUGCCACAUUCAUGUAUGUCCUGCCCAGUUCAUUUCACAGCCCCAGGCAAGACAACAUCAUUUCUGUGUUUUAUACAAUAGUCACCCCAGCCCUGAAUCCCCUCAUCUACAGCCUGAGGAACAAGGAGGUCACUGGGGCUUUAAUAAGGGUUCUGGGAAGAUAUAUUCUUCGAGCACACCCUGCUCUCUAG
Molecule: messenger RNA, 951 nt
Organism: Psammomys obesus (fat sand rat)
Lineage: Eukaryota; Metazoa; Chordata; Mammalia; Rodentia; Muridae
Product: olfactory receptor 2AG1-like
Exons: 1
Coding region: 1-951 (316 amino acids)
Biological process (GO): G protein-coupled receptor signaling pathway
Cellular component (GO): membrane
Molecular function (GO): G protein-coupled receptor activity; olfactory receptor activity
Source: RefSeq, a predicted model, not a curated record